Messenger RNA from Carassius gibelio (silver crucian carp), 2754 nucleotides. Its product is annotated as atypical chemokine receptor 3. Gene Ontology annotation, cellular component: membrane. Lineage: Eukaryota; Metazoa; Chordata; Actinopteri; Cypriniformes; Cyprinidae. Gene Ontology annotation, molecular function: G protein-coupled receptor activity; coreceptor activity; chemokine binding. Gene Ontology annotation, biological process: angiogenesis; vasculogenesis; immune response. Bases 311 to 1426 code for a protein of 371 amino acids. The record is from RefSeq and is a predicted model, not a curated record. The transcript has 2 exons.
GUAGUGUAUUUUAAUAUUUUUUUUUUAGACUGGUGGCUCAAUAGUAUAAUUCCCCUCGUGGCAGUGGCUCUGGUCAGCAGAGAUGUAUCUGCGUGUGUUCAGACUGAGGUGCAUGCGAAGCCGCUAUAUUCAGGCGCAGAUGGGCGUCGCCACUUUCAUUCUCUCUGUUUAAACAACCUGAAGCACAAGAGCCAGCGGAGUCACUUCAUCUCAUCGGCGGACAAGAACGAAACCGUGGAUUAAUAUUGCACACUGACCAAGCUUUAAAGUCAAAGUGACAAAGUUGCAGUCUUCGCCGCCAAAUGAUAAGAUGAGUCUGAGUGCCAAUGAACUGACUGAAUUCUUCACCAUGUGGGAAGAAUUAAACUUCACAGACGCCAACAUUUCAAGGGUGGAAAUGCAAAUGUGCCCCACAUCCUUCAACCGUUCUGCUCUCCUCCAUGCUAUAUGCACCCUCUAUGCCUUCAUUUUUGUUGUGGGCCUGCCCGCCAACGCACUAGUAGUGUGGGUCAGCUGGCGCUCGGAGCGUCAUAAGCAUGGCACACACUUGUAUAUUUUAAAUCUAGCAGUGGCGGACCUGUGUGUGGUCUCUACUCUCCCGGUGUGGGUGAGCUCGCUGGCACAGGAAGGUCACUGGCCGUUUGGCCAAGCGGCUUGUAAGCUCACACAUCUAGUCUUGAAUGUCAACCUUUUCGCCAGCAUCUUCUUCCUGGCCUGCAUGAGUGUGGACCGCUAUCUCUCGGUGGUCCGCACGGGAGAGAUUUCUCACAGAAGAGGACGACAAAUACGAUGUUUAGUGUGUGUGGUAACGUGGCUGCUUGCUUUAUUUGCCUCAAUACCUGACACAUACUUCCUGCAGUCCGUCAAAUCGGUACACGGUAAUAUGAUUUUGUGUCAUCCUGUAUAUCCACAGGACAACCCUUUGCAGUGGAUGGUGGGCAUUCAGCUGAGCUUUGUGGUUCUUGGUUUUGUCAUACCCUUCCCUUUUAUAGCAGUGUCCUAUGCGCUGCUGGCAAACACUCUGGCUUCCUCUUCCUCUCAUUCCCCUUCAAAUGGCGACCAGGACCACAGCGUGAGCAGGAAAGUCAUCCUCAUGUACAUAGUGGUGUUCAUAGCUUGCUGGGCACCAUAUCAUGCUGUGCUGUUUGUCGACGCGCUAGCAGUGUUAGGCGUUCUGCUGCUGGGCUGCAGUUUAGAGAAUGGCCUUUUUGUGGCGCUGCACCUUACGCAAUGUCUGUCACUGCUGCACUGCUGUGUGAACCCUGUGGUCUACAGCUUCGCUCACCGUCACUACCGCUAUGACCUCAUGAAAGCCUUCAUCUUCAAAUACUCCAAACGUGCAGGGCUGGAGCGGCUCAUUGAGGGCUCUCAGGGCACCGAGACAGAGUAUGCAGUGGCCGAAAACCCCUCUACGACUGUGAGCUAGGACCCUCAAGACCGUCACCCCUCAAGCAAAGCUAUGAUCUGUUUCAAAACAUGAACUCCUCUGACUUGUUGUCCUGAAAUUACGAUAAACUAAACUUAAUGUUUUUCGUCAAAAUAGCAGUAAAUUCUCAGCAGUGACUCCAAAGAUUCUGACUAAUUCAUUUGAAAUGUGCCAAAGACUGAUGGGAGUUUGUCAAAUCAGAACCCCUUUGAGAUGUUUUCCUGAAAUCCAGGUAAAAUUGACCACGUGACUCCAAAGAUAGAUACUAAUCAAUUCAUUCGAAAUGUUCCAAAGAAUGAUAAUAUAUUUUAACACCAGAACCAUGAACACAGAUACUAUGAAUUGAUUCCAAAGUAACUGGCAGCCUAAAUUUGACAAUUUUGAACCACUUUAGAGAAACAUGAUUUUAGGUAUAUUAUUCCAAAAAGGGAAUUUCCCAUAAUUGUGUCCAAUAGUGAUUUAUAAUGCACUACAUGUGGGGAAAAGAAAUAAAUAAAUAUAUAAAAAAUACAAUAAAACAAAGAAAUUGAGGCUGUAAAUAAAACAAAGAUAACUGGAGUUAGUUUUACAAGAAAAAUAACAUUUUAGACUUCCUACUUCUAAAUUUCAUGUUUAAUUCAUGUUUCUUCUUAAUUAUUUGUGAAAUUUACUAGCAAUUUCUGAGUGAAAAUGAUUUCUACAAACUUUUUUUUACUGUGUUAGGUCAACAAACCAUUAAAAUUGUGAUAAAGUUUAUAAGAAAAUAUAUAACAGCGCUCCUUUUAAGUAAGAUAUCAGUAUAGUGAUUAAGUUCUUAUCUUAAAUGUUCAUAUUCAGCUUACGGUAAUUGCUGCUGAUUUAAUUGCUAAAAGCACUUUCUUUGAUAAAGGGGGCUUUUGUGUCUGGCAGGAAAAUUGGCAUUACUUUUGUUUUUUGAACAGUCAGUGUUCACUUGUUCGGUCCAAUAGGACAUUCCAACAUGUUUUGAAGGAAGGAGCAGGUCAGAAAGAAUUCAUUUUCAACUGAUUUAAUGUGCAACUGUGUUUGCACUCCAUGUGUGUGUAUGAUGUUUUAUGACUGGUUGUCACCUUGUAACAGAGCCUUGUGUGUGUACUUGGAAGGGCAUUUAUUUUUGUCUAUCAUAGAUGUGUAUAUUUCAGUUAUCUGAAAAGUAAGUUAAGUAUGUUGUUAUAUUUAUCUUGCAUCAUAUUGUUUUGUUAUUGUUAUUAGUUCUGUUGGAGCACUGAAUACUUAAAUGUGCUCUGAAACAAAAAAUUUAAUUCAUAGAGCUUAUUAAAUAUAAAUAUAUCUUUGCCUCAGUGUAACUUAUUAAACAAUUAUACAUCAAA